Babesia ovata is the source of this 3828-nucleotide messenger RNA. RefSeq lists its product as uncharacterized. The record is from RefSeq and is a predicted model, not a curated record. NCBI's taxonomy places the organism in Eukaryota, Apicomplexa, Aconoidasida, Piroplasmida, Babesiidae. The transcript has a single exon. Bases 1 to 3828 code for a protein of 1275 amino acids.
AUGAAGGAGCAGGGCCUUGGUGAAAAAGAUGACUGGCAGAAUGGUAAUGGUCAAACUCUCAGUGGCCUUGGAAGAAUCGAGAAUGACCUUAGCGAGGAAAUUAAGAAGUUGCCUCAACAAACCGAAAUUAUCAGAAAAGCCGCAAUACGAAUAUACGCCGAGAUCGCAAAUGUCAAAAUAGAUAUGGACAAUGUCUUCAAUCCAUUUGACGUCAUGGACCAUUUGCGUCGGUUGGGGAAAAAGAUCGGCACAAGUAAAGAUGGAUACAGUGACAGCCUUCAAGCAAUUCACAACGCAAUUAAAAACCUUCAAGAACAGCCUUUUGAAAACCAACCCAAGAAAAUCCAAGAAGCAAACGACCUUAUUAAACAAGAACUCAAAGACCUCCAAAAAGUGUUGCAAGGUAUUGCGGGCAGCGAUGUCAUAAAGUCACUGGAGGAUUUGAAGAACAAGGGGCUCGGUCCCUAUGCACUCUGGACACCUAACUACAAGGAUGCUAAGGGACUCAAAAAUAUCCAAAAGGAUCUUAAAAUUUCACAUGCUGUAUUGACCAAGCAACCCGAAAAAAUCGGCGGUGGCGUCCAGUCAAUCACCCUGUCGCUUAACAGCCUUAGACAGAAGCUGAAAGAUGAGGUCAAUAAAAAGUUAGAUGACUUGAAAAACCAUGGCCUUAAUAACGGUAAUGAAACAUGGAAUGACAACGGUUUUGAAAAAGGCCUCACUAAAAUCACCACGGACAUCGAGGCCAUAAAGACAGAGAACGUUGCCGACCUGAAGGACAAACUCAAGGAGCUGUGCACGGCGCUACGGACGGAAGCAAACGAGUUAAAGAGGGACUUAAACCGUCUGAAAGGUGACAGCCUAGAAGAGUUGACUGGGAUAAAAGAAAAUCUCCGUAAGCUCCAGAUCCGUCUGGAGCGCGGGCCAAUUCAGGCCUGCAAGGAGUUCAUUGACAGGGACGCCGACAGAUUCGCAAGGGAAUGCAUUGCGUCCCUCACAGCGUUCGUCAACGGGCAAGUGGCCACCGCAAUCGACGACAUCACAGCCUUCGCCAGGCAGCAGUAUGUCUCCAACAUCAAGGAGCUUUUGAAGUUGUUCGCCCGGAAGGUGGAAGAGGAGCUGCGGGAGUUACCGUGGGAGAUCGACAGUGACCUGAGACUGGAGUACAAGGGCCUGAUGGCCCGAGUGGAGGACGGCUUGGAAAAUGACCUCAACGUACAGAAACUCAAGGAGUCAAAAAGCCUCCCACCGCUGUCCUCCGCUUUCAUGCGUUUCUACUCGUCACUCGAGGACCACGUGGACAGGGAGAUAAAUCGGUUCCACGACGAGGAGCAGAGGAAGAAAAAUCUUAAGCGGCAGGACACACAGGAGUAUUCCACUAGGCUCUCCGUGGUGAACGAGGCACUCCACGCAUUGCUCCACUACUUCAAGGACAACGAUACCUUCGACCACAGACUCCAAGCGCUGCUCCGCAAACUCACCGACGCGCUGAGUCACCUGCGACCUGAGAGCUUCGCCAGGCCCUCAAGUCCCCUGCUGGACGGCCUGGUGGAGGGGCUCACGAAGUUCGCCGCCGAGUUCACAUGUGCGUACGUCUCAAGAUACGCCGGGCAGACGUUCACCGAUGAAGAAGGUGAGAAGUGCGCCAAGGUCUUUCUCACCACGCUGCCCACACUGUGCGACGCCUUCACCAGGCUGGCGGAGCAGUGCAAGACUGGCGGCAAGUGGAGGGAUCUGAGCAUUAAUUCAAGCAGUCAACUAGGCACGUUCCUCCAGCGCUGCGGCUACAGGGUCUCCACCUCUCCCUCUGACCAGGACGGCGAGCUGCGCGACGACUGCAACGGCCGCGACGUGUUUGUCCUCGUCACCCAGAACAUUAGGAAUACCGAAGACAACGAACACCUCAAAAAAUGCCUGGCCGUACAACACACAUGUAAUCUCCUACAGCUCCUCAAAUGCCUCUGCACGCACCUCCAGCAGUACUAUAAGACGUGCCACCUCAAGGUGCAUCCCUCACCCCGGCCGCCGUGUUCCAUCUACGAGAUGCUCACAUGGUGCUGCGGGCUUACGUACAACGCCGUGAAUCUUAACGUCAAUUACGAUGCCCUGCCCUCGCUGUUCGAGGCGCCGGACGAGCAGGACUCUGCGGACUCCGACGUGCCCUUGAUGAACCUCAGCAGCCUGGCGCUGGAGGCCCACCCGCAGAACGUAACACCGGCGUCCCUCACCGACGCACUCACGGAGGUGUGCCACCAGUCGCAUUCAGUGCUCACCACGUUACUAGGCUUCGGCCAUGCCGGAGGCAUCUACGCCUGCGACUUCAACACCAACCCGGGAGGCGUGCUCUACCCCGGCGACGCGGACGCUUUGCUCUGCCUGCUGUACGAUGUGCUCAAACGCCUCCACCACCAGCUGUAUCUCCUCUACCGCCGGUGCACCUACAACACCCGGCACGGCGGAUGGCUCGACUGCUGGUACGGCCGGGGAGUCGGAGGCUCAGCGUGGAGGUGCAACACCAUGCAGUGUGCCAACCAAAUGUGUGACCAACAGUGCAACCAAACACACAACCAAAUGUGUGACCAAAGCUGUGACCAACAUCCCAAGUGCGGCGUCAAGUCGCCGCUCCAGUCGUUCCUCGAGGAUGGCCUUGUGGGCUUCCUGCCUCACCACCUGUCGGCCACGGACACCUGUGUCUCAUGCUCCGGCUGUGACACCAAGUCACCCGGCCUGCCGUGCAAGACGCCGAUGGGCCUUGCCAACAUCACCAGGCUGGCCUCCCGUGCCUCCCAAGGCCGAAGCAUCAUGGACGUCCUCGGCGCCUUCUGCGGCGGCGCAUCGUCGCCCCUCACCAGGCUCUGCAGCUUCCUGAAUUGCCUCCUCACUCGCCCGCCACGGACGCCAGACGACCUGUUCGCCUUUUACUACCAGUUCAUAUGUGACUGGCGUAGCAGCGGCGAGCACCGUAAGGCGGCCUUCGAGGACGCCGUCGGCGCUGCGUCCUUCUGGCAGCGGGGCGUGACACUGGACGUCAGUUCUAUCUUCGGCACCAGUGACCAUGGCUCCGAGCAGGAUGUGCCUCACCUCACCGGGGACCUCUUCUCACUCGUCAAGUGCAACGGCAGUCCACUAUCUCCAGCAUCACACCCCUGCGGCCCAUACCUCAAGCCACUCGGCCACGACGUACGCGCCACCUUCGCCAGGGAACACGCCCACCUCUACCUCUCCUGGGUGGUGUACCUGACCGAGACCUUUUACGACAUCCUCUGUUCACUGCUCCAGGACUGCGAGCGCACCUGCGCCGACGCCACAUCCACCUGCCACGCCAGGAGCUGCGCCGACUGCACAGCCAAGCGUCUUCCCAUGGCCCCGAGCUCCAAUCACACUGCCGACUGCCCUUCCAUCGUGGACUGCGACUCCACCACGCCCACGCUCUUCAGGUACGGCUUCGUGCACAGGGACGCCCACAGCCUCGCCGGCUCCACCAGCGGCCACCCCGCCAAGCGGACCUGCGAGGAUCUCUGCGGGGCACUGCAAAUCGCCGUCAAGCAAAUGAACCCUCUCCACAAGCUGGCGCACGACACCAUCCCCGAGUUCCUCUAUCGCAUCCGUGCCCCCUUCCUCUUCACCCUGUUCACACUCUGGCUCACUGCCACGUUCUAUAUCCUCCACUCACUCCUCUACCGCAUGGACGUCCUCCGCAUCCGCUCCCACCUUCUCACCACCAGGGCCUCCCACCUCAUCGACGUCAAGGCGCUGCUCGCCGGAAGCCGCAGGAUGCUCUCACUCUACAAGGACGUCGAUUACUUCGACGAUGACUUUCACUCGUGA